AUGUCCACUGGCAAGCCCCUUGAAAAAGGGGAGGAAGCCCUUGCAAAAGGGAAACCCCUUGAGAAAGGGAACAAAGCCCUUGCAAAAGGGACACCCCUUGAGAAAGGGAAAGCCCUUGCAAAAGGGCAAAAUGAAGCCAGGUUCCAGGAGCUGAAGGACAAGCUGGUUAAGAGCCUCAAAAAGGGGAAGCUUGGUCCCAGGCUGGAAACUGGCACACCCCUUGGGAAAGGGACAGGUGCAAGCAGCAGCAAUGCUGCACCCCUUGAAAAAGGGAAAAAAAAACCUCUUGAAAAAGAGGAGGCAACAGCCCUUGAAAAAGGGCAAUUCCUUGAAAAAGGAAAUGUUGCCAAAAAGGUGGCAGUUCUGGAGUCAAAGACUGCCACCAACAAGCAGGCAAAAUCCCUUGCAAAAGGGAAGGAGACUGCAGCCCUUGAAAAAGGGUCAGAAAAGAAGCAGCCUCCUGAAGCCCAAUCAGAACCUUUGGCUGUGUUGGUUGAUUGGCACCAUUGCCUGAAAAAUGGUCCCCAGGACACUGUGCUGGUCCAGGACCUCAUGGCCCUGCAGAAGCUCCUUGACAAAGGAGUGGAGGUGCAUGUGCUCUCCUUCUGUGGGGCCAAGCAGGUCCCCAAAGUUGAAAAGGAAAUCUGGGACAAGCUCCCAGAUCUCAUUGACCAACUUCACUGGUGGGGAUGCUGCACCAGUCGCACUGGGGUGGGGGGCAAGGCAGAGUAUGCCACAGAGUGGGGCUGCCAGGUGGCCUUUGAUGAUUCAAAGGACAUCUUGCAAGAGCUGGGCUCAUGGGGUGUCAAAACCUAUGGCAUCCAGACACCCAGAGAGAGCCAUGCAUGGAUGCCAGAAAACUCCAGGUUUGCAUCCUGUGCAGAUGCAGUGAAGAAGAAAAUGCUAAUUUCCAAGAUGCCAAAACCAUUGAAAAAGAAAAUUUUGAAAAACAAGCCAUUGCAAAAGGGCAACUCCUUGCAAAAGGACAAGCCCUUGCAAAAGGACAAGCCCUUGCCAAAGGGCAAGCCCUUGCCAAAGGGCAAGCCCUUGCAAAAGGACAAGCCCUUGCCAAAGGGCAAGCCCUUGCCAAAGGGCAAGCCCUUGGAAAAGGACAAGCCCUUGCCAGAGGGCAAGCCCUUGCCAAAGGGCAAGCCCUUGCCAAAGGGCAAGCCCUUGCCAAAGG
Molecule: messenger RNA, 1183 nt
Organism: Cladocopium goreaui
Lineage: Eukaryota; Dinophyceae; Suessiales; Symbiodiniaceae
Source: the annotation of a GenBank genome assembly